AUGAAAGCUUCUAAGGUAACCGUGAAAGGUGUGGCUCUCAUAAUCGGAGACAACAACGUUAGAGGUUCUCUUCAGUUUCUUCCGCACCCUAAUGGGACCACCCAUGUGACAGGGAGAAUAACAGGGUUGUCCCCAGGCUUUCAUGGCUUCCAUAUUCAUGCUUUUGGUGACACCACCAAUGGCUGCAACUCCACUGGUCCUCAUUUCAAUCCAUUGAAGAAGGAUCAUGGGGCUCCUUCAGAUACUGAGCGUCAUGCUGGUGAUUUGGGCAACAUUGUUGCAGGCCCUGAUGGAGUUGCUGAGAUUUCUAUUAAAGAUACACAGAUUCCGCUAACUGGAGUUCACUCCAUAAUUGGGAGGGCUGUUGUUGUGCAUGCUGAUCCUGAUGAUCUUGGAAAGGUUAUUUUCCUGUACAAAGCUUGUAUUGAAUAUCCUUGA
This is a messenger RNA of Sphenostylis stenocarpa, 438 nucleotides long. The record is from the annotation of a GenBank genome assembly. NCBI's taxonomy places the organism in Eukaryota, Viridiplantae, Streptophyta, Magnoliopsida, Fabales, Fabaceae.